This is a messenger RNA of Triticum turgidum subsp. durum (durum wheat), 1104 nucleotides long. NCBI's taxonomy places the organism in Eukaryota, Viridiplantae, Streptophyta, Magnoliopsida, Poales, Poaceae. The record is from the annotation of a GenBank genome assembly.
AUGGCUCCGUCUUUCCCUUCGUUGCCUCUCUUGGCCGUCCUUGUGAUCCUGUGCGCCACCAUGCCGGCGCUCCCUUCACCGUGUGGAGCCAUGCUCGAGAACGUCGUCGUCCAUGACCUGCUGAUGCUGGGCAGGUUCCACCGGUGGAUGUCCGCGCACAACCGCUCCUAUGCCGGCGCCAGAGAGAAGCUGCGCCGCUUCGAGGUGUACCGCAGCAACAUGGAGUACAUCGACGCCGCCAACGCGGCCGGCGAGCUCGGCUACGAGCUCGGAGAGAACGAGUUCACCGACCUCACCCACGAGGAGUUCAUGGCGCGGUACACUGGAGGCGAAUUCGUCAACAACGAGGACGGCGAUUUUGUUGGUGACACGAUCAUCACCACUCUGGCCGGGGAUGUCCACGAGGGGCGUGAAACAAUGGAGGACGAGGAUAGCCUGGGGGUGGGACUUCCUGAAAGCUGGGAUUGGAACGAGCAGGGCUUUGUUACACCGGCUAAAAACCAACAGAAAUGCGGAGCUUGUUGGGCAUUUGCGGCAGUGGGAGCAGUUGAAAGCCAGCUGAAAAAGAAGACCGGGGAGCUACUGGAUCUAUCCGAGCAGGAGCUAGUCGACUGUGACUCGACACAAAAACCUGGCGGCUGCAAGGGUGGGAGUCCCUACAGGGCGUUUGAGUGGAUCAAGAGCAAGGGGGGCAUCAUGAAGGAGGCCGAGUACCCAUAUGAGGCACAGCAGGGGCAAUGCAGGACCAACGGGGACGCCAUCCGCAGGGGGAAGAUCUACCAGAUAGGGAUGAUGAAAUCAGAAGAAAGGUAUCUGCAGGAAGCCGUGUACAAGAGGGGGCCGACGGCCGUCGGCAUCGACUCGCGCGACCGCAAUCUGCAGCACUUCAAGAGCGGCAUCUACAAGGGGCCGUGUGGCACCGCACUGAACCACGGGGUGCUCGUGGUGGGAUACGGGGCCAGGGAUGGGGAGAAGUACUGGGUCGUCAAGAACUCUUGGGGGCAGACGUUUGGGGAGAAUGGCUUCUUCCUCGUGAGCAGGGGAGCCGAUGGAAAGGCCGGGCUGUGCGGUAUCGCCAUGAGAGCCGUCUACGCCCUCGUGUAG